Molecule: messenger RNA, 2505 nt
Organism: Drosophila pseudoobscura
Lineage: Eukaryota; Metazoa; Arthropoda; Insecta; Diptera; Drosophilidae
Product: epidermal growth factor receptor kinase substrate 8
Exons: 7
Coding region: 150-2300 (716 amino acids)
Biological process (GO): Rho protein signal transduction; regulation of Rho protein signal transduction
Cellular component (GO): plasma membrane
Molecular function (GO): actin binding
Source: RefSeq, a predicted model, not a curated record
CGGUGUGCAUGGGAGCCAGCUGAUACUACGGCGAAGCGUUGGUGUGGGCCCUGCCGUUACCAGUUAGUUUGAGUUCGAAUUUGAUUCGCAGCGGGUCGAAAGUGGAAGUUUGGCCAGGAGCAUCGUUGAAAAUCGUGUGAAGCACAAGGAUGCCACGUAACGGCUUUGAAAAUGGAGUCCCAUCCAAGGCUCUUGCGAAUGGGGACUAUGAUGAGAUAAAGCCUACCUAUGCAUUGGAGCACUUAGCCACUUUUAAGCUCAAAAAUGAGGCGGAAACGAAGCAGCCAAAGGAGAAGAUGAAACUGCUUAUUGAACUGGACAAGACGGGGGGCAUUUGGCCUCACAAGAUGUUUAUGAGCUUCAACGGCCAGUGGCUAGUGAUGCUAGACAGCGAAAUGAAGGAGAUUGAGAACUUCCCUGGCAGCCUGAUCACGGAACCCACAGCGUUUAUUAGCGAGGAUCCGCAGGAGGCAUACAACAACAUCUUGAUAUUUUCGGUUCCUGGUAUCUCGCUAGGCAAUACGGAGAUGCACAUUUUUCAGGUGGCCGAUGUCAGCUCUGUAAACUUGGUGGAAGAUCUGCGAACGCUGAGCAAGGGUACGCCCGUCACGAUCGACCGUAACAAAACACCCAUUCGCUUGCCCAAGCCUGACCGACCCGCUAACCAGCAACCCAAGGACCAGUACGGAAUUGCGGCGGCCGUGGCCGGGAUUGCUGCCGAGAAGAAUGCGCUGGAUCGCGAGCAAACCGAACGGGACGUUCAGGUGAUUAAUCAUUGCUUUGAGGACAUUGAGCGGUUCAUGGCGAGGCUCCACUACGCGGCCGAGGCUCUAACCGAGCUCAAGUUGCGCAAGGAGCAGCACAAUCCCCACGGAGAAGGUCUUCUCGUACUGCGGUCGCGUCCACCCAUUGAAAGCGAGUUCCACGACAUCCUGGCCAAAGUGAAGCUAGCUCUUAUUUACUCUGUCAAGCUGCAAAACCACUUCACAAAGAGCUCGGAUCCGAUCCACAAUGUUUUCAUUUCUCUUCAAACCAUUGUGAGUGUCUGCAACGACAUCUAUAUAGACGCCAAUUUGCCAGAAGGCGUCGUUAAUCCGCUGCUGCGUCGCGAAACUAUUGCGUUCCUCAGCGGGACGUUGGACUCCAACGAGAAGCAGUUGUGGCACAGUCUGGGACCCAACUGGACGGUGCCGAAAGAUCAGUUUAAGGACCACAAGAGCUCGUACCACCCUAUUUUCUACGACGACUGGUCGCCGGACUGGGUUGUGGACGAGGAGGUGCAGUACCUUGCGCCCGCACUAAAGAAAACAUCAACGCCCUCACCGAUACCCCUGCCUCCGAGUCCGGGUGGUAAUCGCACCUGGCUGAAUCGUUUAGAAAGCCGCAAUGUUAAGAUCGCGGAGGUCGCGUACAACAAGUCGGCUACCAACGACAAGGAGCUGAAAGUAACAAAAGGCGAAUACUUGGAGAUAAUUGAUGACUCCCGCAAUUGGUGGAAGGCUCGCAACUCCUACGGAAGUAUUGGAUACGUGCCUAACACCGUGCUUACGCCGUAUAACUUUGAGCGCGGCGUUAAUUCGAACGGCCUCGACUCAGAGUCAUUGGCCUCUUUGUCGCUGCAGGAGAACGAGUCUAGUGAAGCCAACAAUCCGCAAUACCGCAAUACCAUGGCCUUAUAUGCGGCACCAACAGACCUGGAGCAGCAAGCGGGCAGCGUCAAGGUAAUGCCGCGAUCGUAUUCCAUGCCCAAUGUUCCCAUUCCCCCACCAAUGCCGCCGGCGGGAGAAAGCCAGCCCACCACUCCAAGUGGCACCCUAAAGCGCAAUAUGGCCGCGGCAGGAGCACUGGCAGCGAUGCGUGCUCGCAACGACUGCGAUGCCGCUGAUGAGGCAUACAUGAUGCAGGACGAUGUGAACGAUGAACUGCGCCUCAUGCUGCAGCAGAGGCAGCGUCGUAAGGACCUCGAAAUCCUGAAGACUCCGGAAAUCUUCAUUACCCAGCACUCCAAGCCCAAAGAGGUGGAGGAAUGGCUGCGAGGCAAGGGCUUCUCCGAUAAUAUAAUCAAGCGUCUGCACACCCUCAGCGGCGAGGAGAUCUUCGCUCUCUCACCUCACACCAUCGAAAGCUACUUCGGGCAGCGAGAGAGUCGCCGUCUGAUAUCGCAGAUCGUGUUGCAGAAGAAUUUCUGCGAGUACAAAACCAUUCGCUCGUCAGAGCUAUCGGCCAAGCUGGCUCGUGCUCGUCAAAAGGCUGACCAAUCCAACGGCAAUGGCAACGGCAACCCGAACGAAGUCUUCUAAUAUUGCCAUACAUAGUUGCUUUGAUUGGAAUAGCCUUGGUGCACAGCGAAAGUAACCUGAUCCGGUGCUCAGAAACGCUCUAGACGUGCCAUUUAUUUAUUUAUGCAUAGCAAACUUCCAUCUACUUUUAAAAAUCAAUGUUUAUUAAAAACCAUUAAAAUAUUUUAGAACAAAAAUGCAUUAAAGAUAACUGUGUCCAUCCAAA